AUGCUCGUCUUGAUUGAUGAGGGCAGCGAGAAGGCCGGGGGUGACGACAAGGAGCUCUUUGCUGCGGCCUUACGGUGUCGGCACGACAAGCAGCAUUAUCGACGCAUGCUGACGGUUCUGCAGCGCUACUUUGCUACCCUGGACCACCCAGGCAUGCUCAUCAAAAUCUUACACGAGCUCACCGCACACGCUGAGGAGGAUGAGCCCGAGCUCAAUCCCGCAACAUUCCAAAAGAUUGAAUCUUACCUGCAGGCCAAGGAGGUAGGCUUUGAUGAUUUGUGGCUUGCCGAAUACCCGUUCUUAGCUCAAUUUUGCCAUGGUCGCUCCCCGCUGCAGCUACGCUUGGUCGACCUUUUUCGCCUCUUUGAUCGCAAUGUCGAUGGAUGCUUGAGUCGAACCGAGGUUGUCGAAGGCUUCCAGCGACAUCGCAUUGAUAUCGGCGAGGAGCAGGCCCAAUUACUCUUUUCACUCAUUGACCUUGACGACGAUGGCACCCUCAACUAUCAGGAAAUGGCACUUUAUCGGCUUGAGGUAGCAAUGGAUAAGCGUCGUCGCGCUGGCAGUGCAACCGCAGAUGCCCCAGAGGAAAAAACCAAGGAUGAAACGCCCGCCCAGCCAGAGGAGCCCGCAGUACAGGAAACCAAGGGUCUGCAAUUAACGAUCGAGGAGUUUGCAGACAUCCUUCUAUACGCCCACUACAUCACCCGUCCUUGA
This is a messenger RNA of Monosiga brevicollis MX1, 714 nucleotides long. RefSeq lists its product as uncharacterized. The coding region runs from base 1 to 714 and encodes 237 amino acids. Lineage: Eukaryota; Choanoflagellata; Craspedida; Salpingoecidae. The transcript is spliced from 5 exons. The record is from RefSeq and is a predicted model, not a curated record. Gene Ontology annotation, molecular function: calcium ion binding.